This is a messenger RNA of Oryzias melastigma (Indian medaka), 1321 nucleotides long. RefSeq lists its product as uncharacterized. The record is from RefSeq and is a predicted model, not a curated record. NCBI's taxonomy places the organism in Eukaryota, Metazoa, Chordata, Actinopteri, Beloniformes, Adrianichthyidae.
GGAUAUUUUUAGUUUUUUAGAUGUCUAUCAGAGUACAUCAUCUAAAAUGGACAGAAAGUACCUAAAAAUAUUUGGGGGAAAAUGAAAAUAUUUACCGGUACCAAAACUGAGCUGAAGCAUUUAUUUGAGAUUUUUUUAUCUUCUCCUUAAUGUCCUUAACAUGCUGAACAUUUUGAUUCUAAACUUGCAUAAUUUGCGGAAAGUGUAGAAAUAUUUGAAGAUUUUUUCUUUAUACAUGUCCUCUAUUGUCAGAAAAAUGCAGCAAAGACAUGUUGAAAACAAGAUUUUUAUGGAGUUUUUAUCUGGAAAUCAGGAGUGAUCACAGUUUAUGGUUAAAGCAGUUGGAGAAAGCAGCUUUCUGUAUUACGUUGUGCUUUUAUGCUAACGUGAUUACUCCGUAAUGUGCUUUACAGUCAUGUGCGUCUGCCUGAAUGAGGGCAGAAUAUCAAAAAUGUGUCGUCAGUUGGGUUUGCUUUAAAGGGGCUUCUCAUGACCAACAAACAACCGUGACAGAAGAAAAAGACCCUCCCAGCUCUCCAGUUGACCGUUUCAACCUCUUCACCUGUGAAUCCUCACGUGUGGAGGUUAUCUCUGGCGCUCAGGCCAUUUGAUUAACAUUAAUUAAAAAAGGAAAAAAACAAAAAUAUGUGCAAGAGAAAAAGUAUUUUGUAUGCAGCUUUCAAACUGACACUGGUGCUCUGAUGUCACAGUGAUGUCAUCACUUCCUAAGUGAUGUCAUGCUGAUGUCACCAUCACAAGAUCAGCUCUUUGAUGAUCUUCAAAGAGCUGAUCUUGUGAUGUCAUUUGACAUCAUCAGCCAAAAGUUCUUGAAGGUGAGUCAAAUACGUGUUUAAUCAGAUCCUUCGGAUUCUAGAGCCUAGCACUUGUGAUACUGAUCUCUGUCAAACGUCUCCAACUAUGAGUCUACCGACCAAGAAAAGGAAACUGGUGUCAGAGACAGACCCAGAGAGAUGCUUGUCUAUAGCAAAGAAGAGAAGGAUUUGUGAAGAAGACAUGACCAAAAAUCAUCCUUCCUCAAAGCCUCUUCUGAAGGGGAAAAGAGGAAAAGCCAAAAAGAGCAAGCUGGUUGAUAAAAAUGUCAGCCAGAGCCUUGCUCCAGCUUCUGAGGGUCAACUCAGUCAAACUGUGAUCCACCCUGAGAACGAGACACAUGACGUACCAGGAGCAGCUAAGGUCUGGAUCAUUGGCUCAGAGCAUUACAUCACCGGAGCGAAACAGUCAACAAAGGAAUGCUACGGGGAAAACUUUGAGCUCAAUGUAACAGUCAGCUGGAUUGGCAAAGCAAAGCUGCGCUGGAGGG